Messenger RNA from Lolium rigidum, 1861 nucleotides. RefSeq names its product arp2/3 complex-activating protein rickA-like. The record is from RefSeq and is a predicted model, not a curated record. Bases 1 to 1485 code for a protein of 494 amino acids. The transcript is spliced from 5 exons. Lineage: Eukaryota; Viridiplantae; Streptophyta; Magnoliopsida; Poales; Poaceae.
AUGGGGAAGCCCCUCGAUGUCGAGCAGGGCGGCGCGGGAGGCGCCGCGGUCGCCGGUGGAGGCGGAGGAGGAGGGGUGCGGGCCGUCGCCGGCGCGAUCGGCCGGUCCGUCUCGUUCCGGUGCGUGUUCGUGCUCGCGCUCGCCGUCGGGGUCCUCGUCCCGGCGCUGUCCCUCCUCCUGCCGUCCCGCCCCAAGGGGUACAUCUCCGACGACCCUGACGUGCUCGCCGCUCAAAUCAAGGUUGGUUUCACGUUGGAGAAGCCUGCGUCAUUCCUCACUGCUCACAUGGACAGAAUAGGGAGUGACAUAUUUGAAGAGAUUGGUGUACCUAAUAGUAAGGUUUCUAUUGUUUCGAUGAACUCAUUAACUUCUAAAUACUCCACACAUGUGGUUUUUGGUGUUCUUCCUUACCCAAAAGAUGCUUCAAUAAGUUUGCCAGCCCUUAGUGUACUGAGAUCAUCCUUAGUUGGGAUGAUGCUGCAGCAGCUGAACCUGUCCUUGACACCAUCACUCUUUGGACAUCCAUCUUCCAUUGAGCUCUUGAGAUUCCCUGGAGGAAUUACUGUUGUUCCUGUGCAGUCUGGUUCUGUAUGGACGAGCACAGUCCCACUAUUCAACUUUGUGCUGAACAACUCCGUUUAUCAGAUCUUGGGUAAUCUUACAGAGCUAAAGGAUCAGUUAGAACUUGGAUUGAACUUGAACUCAAACGAGAGAAUAUAUUUGCAGGUCAGGAAUGAGAUUGGUUCUUCAGUUGAAGCCCCAGCAAUCAUUGAGGCAUCGGUGUUAGAUGGGACUCUCUUGCCAUAUAGAUUGAAGCAGCUAGCUCAGCUAAUCAAAGAACCUGACGUGGGAAACCUUGGGCUUAAUCACUCUGUAUUUGGUAAAGUAAAAGGAGUCCAGUUGUCAUCGUACCUACAACACUCGAUCUCAGAUUUGUCCCCUAGUCCAUCUCCUUCACCAUCUCCAUCUCCAUCUCCAUCCCCCUCUCCAUCACCUUCUGUAAGUGUGCCAGUAUCUUUGCCUCCAUCUGGGAGUGUCCCCUAUCCUGGACCCCCAACUUUUAGUCUGCCUCCUCGGGCUUCUCCCCCUUUACCGAACACCCCCCCUUGUUUUCCAUGUACUCACUGUAACCACUUUCCUCCAGCUGGUAGGCCAAAGUUAAAACCACCCUGCAUUGGUAGAGACCCUAAGCCGCCUCCAUUUGUGCACUCACCACAGCCAUCUGUUGUUCCACCCCCUUCAGUUCAUAAACCAUACCUUCCUCCAGCGUCUCCACCAAUUCCUGGCCAUGUAGAUCCUCCCCGUCCCUUACCAUCUCCUGACCAUGUGCCAAAUGCAGUCCCUGGACCAGCUUACCAAAUGAUGCCAAUACAUUCACCCCAAGUGCCUAAUUUUCGACAUUCUAUGCCUCCACGGAAGAAACGAAGUAGCAGAACAACCAAAUCUCCUCCGGUUGCUCCAUCUCCAUAUUCUCUCCAUUCCUGAAGUGAUGCUCGGAUUUCUUCAAAUGUUUGUUCUGCAUUGUCUACAAAGCUGUCCUUACUAUGAGGUCGCUGUGGUUGCAGUUUUGCUGCUUGGAACUUCCUGAACCAUGAAUGGGAGUGUGAUACUGCAAAGGCGGGUUUUGUUUUUCAGUAACUUUUAACUGCAUGAUGAAUUCCGAACCAUCUGAGGCGGAAUGUAACUGUAGAUAUAGGUCUAUAUGAUGCUAAUUUACAGGGUUUUAUGUCACGAAGGUGGCUGCCCUACGCCUUUACCAAAUUGUAAGGUCUCACCGAAGGUUGAGGGCUUAUUGGUAGAGAAGAAUGUAUUACACUGUUGACUGUAACAUAUUGAGCAUAAUACUACGGACAUGGUGUUU